AUGGUUUUCAUGGCUGGCCCUGCAAACAGUUGCUCCCUAAGGCCCCUGGGACUCCAUGGCAUCACCCAAGCCUUGUAUGCUGUUCUCUUAACAACGCUGAUCAUGAUGAACUUGGUUCUCAAGAAUAUCGACUUAGGUGGCCUUUCUGCUCAAGCAGUUCCACAAGACAAGUACCUGCAUUGCUACCAAUGUCUACUGGAGACUGAAGAGUCGGGGUGCCUCCUGGGGUCUGACAGCUGCCUCACACCUCUGGGAAGUAGCUGCUUCACCCUGAACAUAAAGAACAGCAGCGGUUUCAGUGUCAUGGUGAGCGGCUGCCACAACAAGGAGCAGAUGGUCCAUUGCUCACAUACCCGCGCUUCCCCAGUGUUUGGCUUUUGGAUAUACUAUCAGUGUUGCUUCCUGGAUUUCUGUAACAAGCCGAAGAACAGAGAGAACUCUAUGCACUAG
Arvicanthis niloticus (Nile rat) is the source of this 450-nucleotide messenger RNA. It is a transcript of the gene Ly6g5c, whose product is annotated as lymphocyte antigen 6 family member G5C. The record is from RefSeq and is a predicted model, not a curated record. Gene Ontology annotation, cellular component: external side of plasma membrane. NCBI's taxonomy places the organism in Eukaryota, Metazoa, Chordata, Mammalia, Rodentia, Muridae.